AUGUCGCUAGAAAAGAUCACGACCAUCUCCCCAAUCACCAACAAGCCUGUUCUUACACGUAACGGUCUCUCAGAUGCUGAUCUGCAAUCUCUACCUGAGACAGCCGCCAGCGCAUUCGAAUCAUUCCGCCGUACAUCACUUGCUGAAAGGCAGAACAUCAUAAAGAAAGCUCUGAAAUUGCUCAACGAGCGUCAAGAUGUCCUUGGCAAGGAGAUCACCGAACAGAUGGGUCGCCCUAUUGCGUAUACGCCUAAAGAGAUUACCACCGCAGUCAUGCGUGGCGAGUAUCUGUUGAAGAUCAGUGAUGAAUUUCUGCAAGACACUCCAGGUGAAGCUGAGAAGGGCUUCAAGCGAUACAUUAGGAAAGUUCCUCUUGGUCCAGUAUUAAUCCUGUUCCCUUGGAAUUACCCAUACCUGACCCUCAUCAACUCACUAGUACCUGCACUGAUUGCAGGGAACUCGGUCAUUUUGAAGCCAUCCCCACAGACGCCAACAAGUGCCGAGCAGAUCCAACAGAUCUUCAAGCAAGCUGGGCUACCUGAUGGUGUACUCCAAAUCUUCCACAGUGGAUCUAUGACACAGAUUGAAACCAUAGCACGUUCACCUAAGAUUCAGUUAGUGUGCUUCACUGGUUCCGUAGCCAACGGCCUUGCAGUGCAAAGCGCAGCAAAUAAUCGUGUAUCUUUGCGUGUGGGCCUUGAGCUUGGAGGCAAAGAUCCUGCAUAUGUUCGUUCCGAUGUUGACGUCAAGUGGGCUGCAGAAGAACUCGUGGAUGGAGCUGUCUUCAACUCUGGUCAGAGUUGCUGCAGCGUUGAGAGAAUAUACGUGGAUGAGAAAAUCCAUGAUGAGUUCGUAUCCGCCCUCCAGGAUGUACUGAAGGGUUACAAACUUGGUGAUCCUUUCGACAAGAGCACUCAUGUUGGUCCCGUGGUCUCCAAACGAUCAGCAGAAGCCAUUCAAGCACAUAUCAAAGAUGCUUUAGCGAAGGGCGCUAAGAAUGCUACACCAGAGAAUCCUACGUUCGAGAACCCGCCUGCAGACGGCAACUUUGUCGCUCCAACGUUACUGACAGGUGUCACACAUGAUAUGGACGUUAUGACCGAGGAAACCUUCGGUCCUGUGAUUCCAGUCAUGAGAGUCAAGGACGACGCAGAAGCGAUCAAACUCAUGAACGAUAGUGAAUUCGGGCUCACAGCAAGUAUUUGGACAAAGGAUGUUAACAAGGGUCACGAGCUUGUUGACGAAGUUGAAGCUGGUACGGUCUUCGUCAAUCGAUGUGACUACCCCGCGCCUGACCUGGCCUGGGUAGGCUGGAAGAAUUCAGGAAGAGGGCAGACCCUGAGCAAAUUCGGAUUUGACCAGUUCGUUAAGCUCAAGAGCUACCACGUUAAGGAUUACCCAAAAUGA
Molecule: messenger RNA, 1407 nt
Organism: Plenodomus lingam JN3
Lineage: Eukaryota; Fungi; Ascomycota; Dothideomycetes; Pleosporales; Leptosphaeriaceae
Molecular function (GO): oxidoreductase activity, acting on the aldehyde or oxo group of donors, NAD or NADP as acceptor
Source: RefSeq, a predicted model, not a curated record